This is a messenger RNA of Phytomonas sp. Hart1, 1287 nucleotides long. NCBI's taxonomy places the organism in Eukaryota, Euglenozoa, Kinetoplastea, Trypanosomatida, Trypanosomatidae. The record is from the annotation of a GenBank genome assembly.
AUGAAGCCUGAUUUCAAAGGCUCUAUGGCCAGGUGCAAUUCUAAGAAUAUUUUCAACGAUAAAAAGAAGCGGAUGCUGCGUGAGGUGAUAAUCCCCAACGCGGUGCAGAUGCACAAGGACCGCCUGCUGGUGCAACCUCUCAGAGAUAACAUCCGUGUUGAACACUUCACUGGAAAAAUCUGCUCUCAGUUUACAAUUCCCCACUCCCACCACACCACCGGUGUGCCGGAUACCGACUUUGUGCUGUACGUUGCGGCGGGACCAACUGUACCUGGUACUAUCGCGUGGGCAGUCACGUGUCAGUUCGACCCCAACGGCCGCCCCUUAGUGGGUGUUGCCAAUAUUGGGUUUGUAAACACUAUGAACAUUAUCUCUUCCACACGUACAUUGUCCCACGAGAUACUGCACGCGUUGGGAUUUUCAAAUCGUAUAUUUAAAAAGAGAAACAUGAUUGAUACUGUGUCUGUUCGCAAUAAGCCACCAAGUAUCGUUAUGUCUUCGCCCAAAGUGGUGGAAGUUGCGAGGGCUCAUUACGGGUGCAGUACCAUGCAGUACGUAGAGUUGGAGGACAUGGGUGGUGCGGGAUCACACUGGAAGAUGCGCAACGCAAAGGAUGACUUGAUGUCUCCUAAGAAAGGUGGAUUUUUCUACACUGCCAUCACCAUUGCAGCGAUGGAGGACACGGGCUACUACAAAGGCAACUACCGCAAUGCUGAAAGCAUGGCAUGGGGUAAGAAUGCCGGUUGCGUGCUGUUUGAUAAGAACUGCGUAAUUGACGGUGUGUCGCAGGUGCCGGAGAUGUUCUGUGACAGUAAAACUGUUUCAAUAAGUGAGCUUAAGUGCACAUCAGACCGGAUGGGCAUUGGAGACUGUGCAAUAACGUAUUAUGAUAGCUUGCCAACAUAUUUCCAGUACUUCCCCGAUACGACGAUGGGCGGAACUGCUUCCUUGAUGGAUUACUGUCCGUUCGUAAGACCAUCGUUAAGAACCAUGUGCCUAAAUGGGGAUGAAGAAAUGCUCCCUGGUUCAGUGUUUUCAGAGUCUGCGCGAUGCUUUUCAGCUGUUCCGAACACUCCUCUCCAGAUAAGUGAUGGCAGAAAUAUGCUCUCUAUUUGUGCGGAUGUCUUGUGUGAUAAGAACACCUCGAGCUACCGGGUGCGCAUGAAGGGUACCAGUGAAUUCGUGGACUGCCCACCCGGAAGUACCCUUGUGCUCUCGGAGUACAGUACAGUCUUUGCGUCUGGUGAAAUCGAGUGUGCACCAUACGAGGAGGUGUGCCUUAAAUAG